Messenger RNA from Thalassophryne amazonica, 2584 nucleotides. Its product is annotated as S-adenosylhomocysteine hydrolase-like protein 1. The record is from RefSeq and is a predicted model, not a curated record. Gene Ontology annotation, cellular component: cytosol. Gene Ontology annotation, biological process: L-methionine cycle. The transcript has 17 exons. Lineage: Eukaryota; Metazoa; Chordata; Actinopteri; Batrachoidiformes; Batrachoididae. Bases 245 to 1885 code for a protein of 546 amino acids.
CUGAACCAGCAGGAAAACGACACGGUUUUAACUCAGCGCACCUAGCAGUUCGUCGUCAGACUUGAAUAACUAUCGAUUGAUAAUUAGUUUUUCAUCUAUUUCCAUAUAUAUAUUUAACCUGGAAGCGUUCUAUCGAUCGCGUAUUUACAGAGUACCUAGCUAGCACUGCGUGGAUAUUAGCUUGUGGCGUUACUUCACUUUGACGAGACUACAGUUUGUAUUUUGUCGGACAGACGCCGUCAAAAUGUCAGAGUCUCUUGCCGAGGCGAAGCUGGCCAGCAAAGAGGUGAAGGAGAGCGAAAACGUGGCAGAGAAAUACUCAGCCAUGACCGUUAGUAAGAACAGCGAAGUGACCAUGGGCGAGCUGUCGUCUGUUUUCAGCGCUGUGCCCACUCACAAACCUGUGAAAAAGCAAAUCCAGUUUGUGGAGGAGAAGCAGGAGUUCAGCAGAUUCCCCACUAAGGCAGGCCGGCGUUCCCUCUCCCGCUCCAUUUCUCAGUCAUCCACAGACAGCUAUGGUUCUGCUGCAUCCUUCACGGACAGCUCUGAUGACGAGACCUCACCACGGGACAAAACACAAGUCAAUGCAAAGGGCAGUACUGACUUUUGUGUGAAGAACAUUAAACAAGCUGAAUUCGGCAGACGUGAGAUUGAGAUAGCAGAACAAGAUAUGUCAGCGCUGAUCUCGCUCAGGAAGAGAGCACAAAGUGAGAAACCAUUGGCAGGUGCCAAGAUUGUGGGUUGCACUCACAUAAGUGCCCAGACUGCUGUGCUAAUUGAGACACUGGUGGCUCUUGGGGCUCAGUGCCGCUGGACUGCAUGUAACAUAUACUCUACGCAGAACGAAGUGGCUGCUGCCCUGUCAGAAGCAGGUGUGGCUGUAUUUGCCUGGAAGGGGGAGUCUGAAGAUGACUUUUGGUGGUGUAUUGACCGCUGUGUCAACACUGAGGGUUGGCAGCCUAACAUGAUCCUUGAUGAUGGAGGAGAUUUAACACAUUGGAUGUACAAGAAAUAUCCAAAUGUCUUCAAGAAGAUUAGAGGCAUUGUCGAAGAGAGUGUCACAGGGGUUCACAGGUUGUAUCAGCUGUCAAAAGCUGGACAACUGUGUGUGCCAGCUAUGAAUGUAAAUGACUCUGUGACAAAGCAGAAGUUUGAUAAUCUCUACUGCUGCAGAGAGUCUAUACUGGAUGGCUUGAAGAGAACCACAGAUGUCAUGUUUGGAGGCAAACAGGUGGUCGUAUGUGGGUACGGUGAGGUUGGGAAAGGUUGCUGUGCUGCCCUUAAAGCUCUGGGAGCGAUUGUCUGUGUGACAGAGAUUGAUCCCAUCUGUGCCCUGCAGGCUUGCAUGGAUGGCUUCAGGGUGCUCAAACUGAAUGAGGUCAUUCGCCAUGUUGAUGUUAUUAUCACCUGUACUGGGAAUAAGAAUGUGGUGACCAGAGACCAGCUCGAUCGCAUGAAAAAUGGCUCCAUUGUCUGCAACAUGGGCCACUCCAAUACAGAGAUUGAUGUGGCAAGUCUUCGGACUCCUGAGCUGACCUGGGAGAGGGUGCGCGCUCAGGUGGAUCACGUCAUUUGGCCUGAUGGAAAGAGAGUUAUCCUUCUUGCUGAGGGACGUCUCCUGAACCUCAGCUGCUCCACCGUCCCUACCUUUGUUUUGUCCAUCACAGCUACCACUCAGGCUCUGGCCCUCAUAGAGCUGUACAAUGCUCCAGAGGGACGAUACAAGCAGGAUGUUUACUUACUUCCCAAGAAGAUGGAUGAAUAUGUUGCCAGUUUGCAUCUGGCUACGUUUGAUGCCCACCUCACAGAGCUGUCUGAUGAGCAGGCCAAAUAUCUGGGCCUGAACAAGAAUGGUCCUUUUAAACCCAACUACUACAGGUACUAGUCUACAAAGGAACCCACCAUUGACUAACCUGAAGACAGUUUUGUGUUUCAUACUCGUCAUGAGUAUAUUUAGCUGUAAUUUACUACUUAUGCCUCACUUGCUGCUUCCUGGAGAACAGCACAUGGUAUUCAUUUGGCUGUGAAAAACUUAAGCACAACACAUCUGCUGUCUUGUCAAAUGUCUUUUUUUCAUAAAAAAUACCAUUUUCAGAUAUUAAUAUACAAUAUAUCAUUAUAAUGUGCCAAAUAACUGUGAGAGGGGGUAUUUGUACAUUGUUAUGAAAUAUGAAAGGUUGAAAGACCACAUUAAGGGAUAUUUUUGAUAGUAUAUUGAAUCAGAAGUUAUGUGACACAGCUAAAGUUUUCUUUUUGCUUUGACAUGGCAGUGCAAACUCGGCUAAUGCAUUCCAUCCCCAAGAAACAGCAAAAAUGUUUGGACCUCAGUUCACAAAAAGAAAAAGAACAUCAAUAGUCCAGUGUACCUCAGGGCAUUCAGUUAUCUCAAACUGUAAUUUGAUUUGUACCCCAAGCUGUGCUUUAGAGUCAGUCUGAUCAGCCUUCACCACGUAGACCUCUGGGUCUGUUUUCUUUCAACUCUGAUUUGACUCAACCCAUCCACCUUUGCUUCAGCCUUCCCCUCCUUUUCUUCUCUCUGUGCUUACAUUUUUUAAAUGAUUUGUGCAUUUUUGUGUCAUCACAC